AUGGCCAUUGGAACCGCUGUGGCAAACGCGGCGAAUGUGGUUGGCAAUCACUUGGUGAAAGCGGCUGAAACUAAGUUCUCAAAGUUGGGAGGCGCCAUCAAGGCUGCGGCGAACGAGAUUGGAAGCACGGCAGUUUCUGUCGGCAACUCGUUCGAAGACUUUGGCGAGAUGGUCGCCGAUGCGACAGUGGACCUGGCGGGUGCCGUCUUGGACGCUGCUGUCUAUUCUGUGAACCAGGGCAUCCAGCUGGCCGAGAAAGUGGGGAGCGAGAUUGCCAGCAAAGCCGUGGCGUUCGGGGACGUGGUCCAAUCGCUUGGGCCUUUGGUCGUCGGCCUUGCCAAGGCGGCCUGGGAGGUCAUCAAGGAUUUCUUGCUCUGUUUCAAGAAUGCCCUUUCCCCCUGCGCCAUGUUGAUCGGUGAGGUGUGCGAUUGCAAGAAAGGAAGCGCCGUCGCCUUCUCCAACGGCCUCUCCUUGAAAUGCGUCUUCAAGGACAACGCUGGGCUGACAAAGAAGUUUGGCUUCAAGGCUACCCAAAAAGAGCAUCUUUUCGGCGGCAAGGGAGCCAACGGCAAGGUGAAGCUGCCUGGAGAGGAGUACAGCCGGCAGGGCAGACCCUGA
Messenger RNA from Symbiodinium natans, 618 nucleotides. The record is from the annotation of a GenBank genome assembly. Lineage: Eukaryota; Dinophyceae; Suessiales; Symbiodiniaceae.